Larimichthys crocea (large yellow croaker) is the source of this 7448-nucleotide messenger RNA. It is a transcript of the gene cenpe, whose product is annotated as centromere protein E. The record is from RefSeq and is a predicted model, not a curated record. The transcript is spliced from 51 exons. Bases 111 to 7361 code for a protein of 2416 amino acids. Gene Ontology annotation, cellular component: microtubule. Gene Ontology annotation, molecular function: microtubule motor activity; ATP binding; microtubule binding. Gene Ontology annotation, biological process: microtubule-based movement; mitotic cell cycle. NCBI's taxonomy places the organism in Eukaryota, Metazoa, Chordata, Actinopteri, Sciaenidae.
GCAGAUUUUGAACGGUGAAGGCAGUCAGCAGUGCGCUCGCUCGCUCGCUCGCUCGCGCGCUGCACUUUUUAGGCGUAAUAUUUUUAGGCGGGUAACUAUCCGAAAGAAAGAUGACAGAAGAGUCGGCCGUUAAGGUCUGUGUUCGAGUCCGCCCGCUCAUAGCGAGGGAAGAGGGUGCAGAGAACACAGAGCCUGUCGAGCUGUUUUGGAAAGCAGAUAAGAAAUCAAUUCAUCAGAUCGAUGAUGGGAAUUCCACUAAGAGCUUUAGUUUCGACCGAGUGUUCACUGCUGAAGAAACGACCAACCAGCUGUACCAGGACAUCGCAAAGCCUCUGGUCGUUUCAUCUGUUCAAGGAUACAAUGGCACCAUAUUUGCUUAUGGGCAGACUUCUUCUGGUAAGACUUUCACCAUGAUGGGGAGUGAUCGCUUUCCUGGCGUGAUUCCGCUCGCUGUGGAAGACGUCUUCCAAACCAUUAAAAACUGUCCAAAGAAGGAGUUCCUUCUCAGGGUUUCUUACAUGGAGAUCUACAAUGAAACAGUGACUGAUCUGCUCGUUGACAGCUGGAAAAGAAAACCACUGGAAGUCCGAGAGACAAUCAAUAAAAACAUCUUUGUGGCUGACCUCACGGAGGAGCUGGUUACCUCUCCUGCACAAGCCCUGGCCUGGAUUCGCAAAGGAGAAAAGAACCGUCACUACGGAAAGACAAAGAUGAACCAGCGGAGCAGUCGUUCACACACCAUUUUUCGAAUGAUCCUGGAGAGUCGAGAGAGAAGUGACCCAGCGUCAGGGGAAAACGCUGACGGAGCCAUUAUCGUGUCUCAUUUGAAUUUAGUUGAUCUAGCUGGAUCUGAGAGAGCAAGUCAAACAGGAGCUGAAGGCGCGCGCUUCAAAGAAGGCUGCAACAUUAACCGCAGCCUGUUCACACUCGGCCAAGUGAUCAAGAAGCUGACUGACGAAAGCCAAAAGGGCUUCACCAACUACAGAGACAGUAAGCUGACCCGCAUCCUGCAGAACUCCUUGGGUGGGAACGCUAAAACUGUCAUCAUCUGCACUAUUACUCCUGUCACUCUGGAUGAGACACUUAGCACUCUUCAGUUUGCCAGCACUGCAAAGAAAAUGAAGAACGACCCUCAUGUGACAGAGGUGUCUGAUGACGGUGCCCUGCUCAAAAGAUAUCGCAAUGAAAUCGUGGACCUCAAGCGACGGCUUCAUGAGGUUUCUUCAGUCACACAGACCACAGCGACGGAAAAGGAGGUUCUCUCCCAGCUGCUCCAAGAAAAGGAUCAGCUCCAGAGAGAGCAGGAGGACAGGAUCAAAAACUUAACCAAACUUCUUGUCACCAGCUCAAACCUGGUUCCUGUUCACAAGAUGCCCAAACGCAGGGUUACGUGGGGAGGAAAGAUGCUCAGACUUGCCCGUCCGUCCAUCUGUGGCGGCUCAUCGGACCUCAGCUUUGCAGAAUCGUUUAGUCGGAAGAGGAAAGCAGACUGCUCCUGUCUGAUGGAGCUGGGCGAAGAUGAUGAGGACUUUGACUCUCAGUGGGAGAUUCCGGAUGAGCCACCAGAUGACAUGGAGAUGAGUCAGAGCUCUGUGACCAUGCAAAGCUUUGGAGACAGUCCUAAAGACUUUGUGUCUCCAGACCGGAUGCGUGAGCUUUCAGGGAAAGUGUCCAACCUUGAGCAGCAGCUGGAAAUUGUGAGUCAACAGAAAGAGGAGGCCAUAACAAAGAUCGAAACAUUAGAUGGCAGAGUGGCCGAGCUGGAGCUGCAGCUCCAAACAGAAGCCCAGCAGAAACAUGAGGCCCUGGAGAAAAUCCAGACCGUGGACCAGAAGGCAGCCGAGCUGCAGCUGCAGGCAGAGGCUGAGCAGAAACAUAAGGCUGCAGAAAAGGUGGAGAUGUUGGAGUUCCAGGUGGGAGACCUGGAGAGACGGCUGGAAGAGCAGAGCCACACUGAGAGUGGAACUGAUGAACAGAUGAGGAGAGCGUUUGCAGAGACCAUCCAGCUGUGUGAAACUCUGGCCUCAGAGAAGGACAUGGUGGCUGGUGAGAGGGACUAUCUGAAGCAGGAGCUGGGGAUGUUCAUCGAGCAGAUUGAAAGUCUGGAGAAAGAGAAAGCCACUCUGUCACAGGAGCUGAAGGAGGGGAGAGAGCUGGACGAGUUCAAGUCUCUGGAGGAGGAGUUCAGGAAAGAGCAUGAGAAUGAGUUGCAGAAUGAAAUCUCUAGCUUGAAGAAGGCCGUAGAAUCCUCUAAGCUGCAGUGCCAGGAGCUUCAAAACAAACUAGAAACUCUGUCUGAGGAGCUGAAGAGGAAAGGUGACUUUGUGGAGGAACUUCAGAGUAUGAACGGAAAGGACUUGGUGCAGGAGGUGGCGAAGCUCCGUCGCUCUCUGGAUGAUGCUGAAGGACUCAGCAGAGACACCAAGAAGGAAUGGGCUGUCCUGCGCAGUCAAAACAUUGCUUUGGAGGAGACGACUAUGACUCUGACUGCCAGCUAUGAGAAGCUGGACACUGAGGUGACCAGCCUGCGUGCUCAACUUGAGACAGAGAAGUCCCGCUAUAGAAAGAUGCAGAACGAUCUCCAAAAAGAGCUGAAUGUUGCGUUUAAUGAGAACACCAAGCUCACCACUCUGCUCGAUGGAAAAGUCCCAAAAAAUCUCAUAGACAGCGUGGAACUUGAGAGAACAGUGGCUAACCUGACGAAGCAGGUGUGUGAGUUGACCAAGGAGCUAUGCGCUGUUCAGACUCACAGAGACAACCUGCUCUCAGCCCAAACUCUGCACCAGGACGAGGCUCAGCAGCUCAGAGACUCCCUGCAGACGUCCCAGGAUGAGAAUCUAAAAAUCCGAGCAGACUUUAGUGCUGCUGUGCUGAGGGAGCAGGAGCUGAGCCAGCAGCUCAUGGUCACCAUUGAAGAGACAGGCCUGAAACUGGAGGAGCAUGAACGACACAGAGCAUCACUGGAAGAAAAACUGAACGAGGCGCUGCAGCUAGUGAAGGAUUUGGAGGAGAAGCUUGCUGACAGUGAAGUUUCCAGAAGCACAGAGGAGGAGAUCAGCAAAGAACUCCAAGAACAACUGAAUCAGCUGACUGAAGAGCUUCAGUGUGUGCAAGCUGAGAAGGAGCAGAGUGCCAGAGUUCAAAGCUCUGCAGAGGAGAUGGAGAAGCUGCUCUCUACAGUCACAUCUCUGACUGCAGAGAGAGACCAGCUCAGGAAUGAGCUGCAGAUGGCUGUAGAGACGCAAGUUCUUCUUCAGUCUCUUCAGGACGAGCUCCAGGAGCAGAGGCAGAAGACCUCAGAUCAGGUUAAACUCAUCGAGCAGAAGGAAUCUGAUCAGAUUCUGAGUCUGUCACAGGAGCUUCAGUGUGUGCGAUCUGAGAAAGACGCUUUCCAGACGGCGGGUGUUCAGAGCUCUGAUGGAGAGAUGGAGAAGCUGCUGUCUGCUGUGGCUUCUAUCACUGCAGAAAGAGACCAGCUCAAGAUAGACCUGCAGGAAAAUGUGGACAUGAUGAUUGAGAAUCAGGACGAGCUGAGGGCAGCUCUGGAGAAGAACUGUGAACAGAAGGAACGCAUCAAACAGCUGGAGACUGCACAAAAAUCCCAACAGGAUGCACCUCCCAGGGAUCUGAGUGAGCAGCAAGAAGAGUUGCAAACACAAAUAAAGACUCUGACUGAGCAGCUUGAGAGUGCUCAAGCAGAAAGAGACAGUCUGCUGUCUGAGAAGGAGGCUGGCGGUCAGACCUCCACAGAGGAGAUGGAGAAGCUGCUGUGCAGAGUGACGUCUCUCAGUGAGGAGAGAGAUCAGCUGCAGGAGAUCCUGGAGGGACUGAGACAGGAGAAGAAUGAGCUCAGAGCACAGCUGGAGACACCUAAUUGGACUGUUUUCUGGAUAUCGGCUAGUAACACCAGAACUCCUAAAACACUGCUGUUGUCUCUGUCACAGAUGUGGACUCUAACGGAGAAACUGAGGAGCAUUGAAGCAGAGAGAGACAGUCUGCUGUCUGAGAAAGAGGCCGGUGGUCAGACCUCCACAGAGGAGAUGGAGAAGCUGCUGUGCAGAGUGACGUCUCUCAGUGAGGAGAGAGAUCAGCUGCAGGAGAUCCUGGAGGGACUGAGACAGGAGAAGAAUGAGCUCAGAGCACAGCUGGAGGACAGCAUGGAGACACAGCAGACUGAGAUAGCCCAGCUGAGUCUGUGUCUGCAGACUGUCACUGAGCACAAGAAACAGCUGGAAGAUGAUCUGCAGCAGAGCACCAACACGGCUUCCAUGACACAAGAGCUUCUGACGUCCAUCCAAGAGGAGCUGUGUGAGCAGAGGCAGAUGAACUCUGAUCUGCAGAAACUGAGUGAAGAAAAAGAAUGCUGUUCUGAUCAGCAGAUCAAGAAUUUAACUCAGAAACUCAGGAGCAUUGAAGCAGAGAGAGACAAUCUGCUGUCUGAGAAGGAGGCUGGCGGUCAGACCUCCACAGAGGAGAUGGAGAAGCUGCUGUGCAGAGUGACGUCUCUCAGUGAGGAGAGAGAUCAGCUGCAGGAGAUCCUGGAGGGACUGAGACAGGAGAAGAAUGAGCUCAGAGCACAGCUGGAGGACAGCAUGGAGACACAGCAGACUGAGAUGUGGACUCUAACGGAGAAACUCAGGAGCAUUGAAGCAGAGAGAGACAGUCUGCUGUCUGAGAAAGAGGCCGGUGGUCAGACCUCCACAGAGGAGAUGGAGAAGCUGCUGUGCAGAGUGACGUCUCUCAGUGAGGAGAGAGAUCAGCUGCAGGAGAUCCUGGAGGGACUGAGACAGGAGAAGAAUGAGCUCAGAGCACAGCUGGAGGACAGCAUGGAGACACAGCAGACUGAGAUGUGGACUCUAACGGAGAAACUCAGGAGCGUUGAAGCAGAGAGAGACAAUCUGCUGUCUGAGAAGGAGGCUGGCGGUCAGACCUCCACAGAGGAGAUGGAGAAGCUGCUGUGCAGAGUGACGUCUCUCAGUGAGGAGAGAGAUCAGCUGCAGGAGAUCCUGGAGGGACUGAGACAGGAGAAGAAUGAGCUCAGAGCACAGCUGGAGGACAGCAUGGAGACACAGCAGACUGAGGUGAAAACCCUAACGGAGAAACUGAGGAGCACUGAAGCAGAGAGAGACAGUCUGCUGUCUGAGAAGGAGGCUGGUGCUCAGGGAGAUCAGCUGCAGGAGAUCCUGGAGGGACUGACACAGGAGAAGAAUGAGCUCGGAGCACAGCUGGAGGACAGCAUGGAGAUGAUCUCAGCCAUGCAGGAGAAGCUGAACAUGCUGCAGGCUGAGAGAGGAGAGCAAGAGGCCAAGCUGCAACAAGAAGUGCAGCAGCUCGAGCAGAAGCUUCAGAUGUCCAGAGAGAAACAAACAUGCGUUGAAGCACAAGCCGACACGUCACAGCAGUUGCUGAGUGAAGCGAACACGACCAUCUCAGCACUCCGACAGCAGCUGAGCAGUUUGGCUCAGAGCGCUGGUGGGGUGAAGGAGACGCUGACAUCACGGCUGCAGGACUCUACUGGGCAGCUUCAGGAGUCCUUCAAGAGAUUCCAGCACUUUGUAGACACUUGUUCUAAGUAUAACUCAUCAGUUCUGGAGAAAGCCCUGAGAGUGCAGUGUUCCCUGAAGAACCCUUAUAUGACCCCUCUACCAAAACCCACCAUGGAUACCUACAGCACUCUCUGCCAGCUGGGAGUGCAGACUGUCCAGAGUCUGGGCAACAUUAUGGAACACCUCCAGGUGCGAGCACAGGGCUAUAGGAAUCUGUUUGAGGAGCUGGUGAAGAAAGACCUGGCUGUUUUUGAGGAGAGGCGUCUGCAAGACGUGCUGCUGUGCAGAGUGCAGGCACCCAGCCUCUCUGUGAAGGACGAGGACUUCCACGCACUGUGGGAGGCCAGACUGACCGAGCUGCUGGACAAGAGGAGUCUCUACCUGCAGAAAAUGGGCAGCAUCUCAGAGAAGCUCUGGGCCAGCGUGGCCUUCUUCCCCAGUGAGCUGUCGAUUGAGGUCAGAGAGAGGGAGAGGUUCACAGAGCAGCUGCAGGCCGUGUUCAAGCAGCCAGUCAGCUACAGCAAGUUGGACAGCGUCCUGAGCUGCGAGAUGGAGCGCAGAUCUGCGGUGGUGAACAGCAGGAAGAGGACUCUGCAGGGCAUCAUUGAUGAACAGAGUGUGUUUGAUGAGCUGAAGCAGCUGCAGGCUCAGGCUGAUUCUCAACUCAGAGAGGUGAGAAGCAAGAAUUCCACUGUGCUGCAGGCGCUGGAGGGAGCUCCUGUGAAGACAGAGCUGUCCCUGCUGAAGGACAACCAGCAGCUGCAGCUUCAGCUCCAGACCACUGCAGAAAAAGUCAAGGCUUUGUGUGCAAAGAACGAGCAGCUGGAGGACUCCCAGAUCAAAGCCAACAACACGGUCUCCAACCACAAACAGGCCACCCAGCUCCUGCAGACCAAGCUGCAGGACACCCGAGCACAGGUGGAGGAGAAGGAGAGCAUGAUCCAAACCCUCAGGAGCAAACUGCGAGAGUCUGAGAAAAAUGCAUCACCAAGCGCUGCUCAGCUGGAAAAACUACAGAAUAAACUGUUCAAAAUGGAGGUGGAACUGACUUCAACAUCUGAUAAACACCAGCAAGAGAUCCAGAGGAUGACCACAUUGCUCAAUGAAAAGGAAGAUUCAGUGAGGAAGCUGAAGGAGGCCUUGAGGAAAACACAGCAACAAGGAGAGGAGUCGUUCCUGCAGGGUGUAGACCUUCAUGCUAGACUGACCAACCCUAGAGGUGUAGUGAUCAAGAGCAGCAUCCUGCAGGAGAAGACCAAGCUGGAGGAGGAAGUCAAACAUCUUCAGCUGAAAAUCACAGAGCUGGAAAGCUUGGUGUCCAAUCAGCAUGCAGAGAUCAGCAAGUGGAAGAGCAGAGCCAUCAGGCUGAAGGUGAAGACUAAGUCUGAGAUGGACAGGCCUCCCUCACCCUGCACUCCCACCAAGAGGGGCCUCCCCAUGACCUCUGACUCCAACUUCCUUAACUCACCCAAGAAGUUUCUGGUUACUCCCAAGAAGGUCAUGGCCUCCCCCAGGAAAGUACUUGACUCCCCCAGGAAGGGUUUGGAGUCUCCCAGGAAGCUGCUUGACUCUCCCAAGGUCUCUCUGCUUGACUCCCCCAAAAGCAGCUUCUUUGAUGUGGGUGGAAGUUCAGAGCUGCUGUCCAGAACCUAUCCUAAGCAGUUCUUUGAUAAUUCCAGUCUUGGGACCAUUCCAGAGGUUUCCAAUGUUCCUGAAACAUCAGAUGCAGAGAAGGAUGCCGCUGUGGGAGCAGACAGAAAGGAGGAGUGGUGGCCUCGGUCUCCAAAGCAAGAAGAGAUGUGUAAAACCCAGUGAAAUGUUCCCCUUGUGUGCAAUAUUAUUCAAAUGUCUUUGUCUUUUUAACGUUUUAGAGUUUUUUUGCAAUAAAGCUUCAUAACUACA